This is a messenger RNA of Spea bombifrons (plains spadefoot toad), 1261 nucleotides long. It is a transcript of the gene DDIT3, whose product is annotated as DNA damage inducible transcript 3. Gene Ontology annotation, cellular component: CHOP-ATF3 complex; cytoplasm; CHOP-C/EBP complex. The record is from RefSeq and is a predicted model, not a curated record. NCBI's taxonomy places the organism in Eukaryota, Metazoa, Chordata, Amphibia, Anura, Pelobatidae. Gene Ontology annotation, biological process: positive regulation of intrinsic apoptotic signaling pathway; ER overload response; intrinsic apoptotic signaling pathway in response to endoplasmic reticulum stress. Gene Ontology annotation, molecular function: transcription factor binding; DNA-binding transcription activator activity, RNA polymerase II-specific; RNA polymerase II cis-regulatory region sequence-specific DNA binding. The coding region runs from base 192 to 842 and encodes 216 amino acids. The transcript has 4 exons.
AGGACGCAGACGAUGUUUAACAUGAGCCCAAGGUCUCUUAACGAUCAGCAAGAUAGCACCCUGCGCACCCGUUGUCGCCGUCCUUGUCAUCAGCGAACAGAUCCCACGUGGAGAAAGUGUUGGAAGAGAAAGACGAGUUUCAUUCAUCACCACACCUGAGGCGUCUGUUGUGACCAAAACAAACAUACACAAUGAUGGCGGAAUCUCUGCCGUACUGUGGCCCCGCAGGCACGCUAGCUGGGUGGGAGUUGGAAGCGUGGUACAAAGAUCUAGAGGACAUCUUGUGCUCAGACACACAGAACGCAGACUGCUUCCAAACAGAGCGCAAUAAGCAGAAUGGGUUUGUGCAAAUGGAUACAACAGAUGACUUAACAUACUUCUGGACGCUUGAACCCAUGAGUUCUUCUUUACCUGUGGAGCUUAGCCAUGAAGAUGUCGUUGCGUUGGAGGCUGAUGUAGACCAACUUCCUUCUGAAGUCUUAGAUUUUCUUAGCACCGGGACACCUGCUAGUUGCAGUGCUUCAUUGGACGCUGUGGAUGCUGGAACUAUUCAACAGACUGGAACUCUAGAGCAGGAAUGUUACAGCAGCUCUCCAACACAUACGCUUACAGAAGAUGAGGAAUCUAGUGCUGGCUCAUCUGGCACAAAGAGAAAGAGGAGAAGUCAACCAAGAGGAGGGAAGGUUCGGGUGAAGGAACGGGAACUAGAAAACGAAAAGAAAGUUGCCCAUUUAGUAUCGGAGAAUGAACGGUUAAAAGGAGAAAUUGAGCGCCUGAGUAUAGAGGUGGAGAAGACCAGAAAGGAUCUAAUAGAAAGGAUGGUGAACCUUAACAAGGUUUAACCUUUUGAAAGACUUUGCAAAAGGAAUGCUAUCUUACAAUGAGGUGUUUUGAACUGUGUACAUACCAAAUGACGGUGGGAUUUCCCUUGAAUUCAUGUUACUUUAGUCUUAACUUGGCUGGUUUGUGCGUAGCCCUUCUUAUAGUAUGUUUAUGUUCCUGUAUGGAUAUAGAUGUGAUUUAAGUAAGGACGAAGCUAAACUUUAACUUUUUUUUUGUGUUUUAUUUUUAUAUUAAUAUAAAGGCUGCUGCUCUUUUGUGUAUACCUGAUAUAAUGCAUAUUAAACUUAUCUGCAUGUCUCAAAAGCCUAGUAUUAAGUUACUUCUAUAUCUGCCUUCCAUAACCACUUGUACCCAAGGCAAAAACUACUUAAGCUAUCUAAAGUUCUGCAGAACAUUACUGCAUAUACCACUGUACUGU